CUUGAGGGCCUUAGAAACAGUUGAGGAAAACCUGUUCACUUUCACACUACCACCUGCUUUCAGAGGGUGGGGCAAAGGUUUAUAUAGCUGUAGAGGGGUGACAGUAGGGACACAAAGCAUUGCCGUGAAAAAGAGACUAACAAAUGGAAGAUUUGAGUUUACAAAAUGUCAAUCUGGAAAAAUCUGAAAACCUGGAGCGACACAGGACAAAGGGCUUCAGCAGCUCCAAAGCCCUUGUGGUGCGAAGAGGAACCCCAUUCAAAGUCAGUCUUCAACUGGAGGGCCGACCCUUCAACCCCAAGACUGACUCUCUGAGUAUCAAAGUUAUGCUAGGCCCCCUGUAUGUGAUAAUGCCAGUCACUGUCUCAAAGAAGGUUUCUUCCUCCCAUUGGCAAGCCUAUAUUGACCCAGAGAACCUGAACCUCCAGAGCCCCUCCAUAUUCAUCUCCUCUCCUGCCUCUGCCUCGGUGGGCUGCUACAGAUUGCAGCUGUGUGUGUUUACUCAGAACAGCCAGAAGACCUUUGCGUUUGGCAAAUUCAUCCUGCUCUGCAAUCCCUGGUGUCGUGAGGAUGCAGUGUACAUUCCCUUUGAGGACCAGAGAGAGGAGUACGUCCAGAACGACUCUGGGUUGCUGUUUAUGGGGACAGCUAUGAACCUUGUGUCAAGUCCAUGGUCCUUUGAUCAGUAUGAGCCUGGUGUUCUGGAGACGUGCCUGAAUCUGCUCCAAGUCAGCCCUCAGCACCAAAAGAACGGAAGAAUGGACUACCUGAACCGAAACAACCCUGUCUACAUCAGCCGGGUCGUGUCUGCUAUGAUCAACAGUGAGGAUGAUCGUGGAGUGCUGAAAGGGAACUGGUCAGGUGAUUUCAAACAAGGAGUUCAUCCCUCCAUGUGGACUGGGAGUGGGGAUAUUUUGACACAGUGGGCUCAGUCUGGUUACAGUCCAGUCAAGUAUGGACAGUGCUGGGUGUUUGCAGCUGUCAUGUGCACAGUCAUGAGAGUUCUUGGCAUUCCUUGCCGCGUUGUCACAAACUUCAACUCUGCUCAUGACACCAAUGGCAACUUGGUGAUUGAGGAGUACUACACUGAAACAGGGCAGAAGCUGAACCACUGCAAAGACAGCAUAUGGAACUUCCAUGUGUGGGUGGAGUGCAAUAUGACUCGCCCGGAUGUGGGACCUGGAAUGGAUGGCUGGCAGGUUCUGGACCCGACCCCCCAGGAGAGGAGUGAAGGAGUGUUCUGCUGCGGCCCAGCCCCAGUCAAAGCAAUCAAGGAUCGGCGUAUUGACCUGUUGUUUGACAUCCCCUUCGUCUAUGCCGCGGUGAACGCCGACGUCCACUCAAUCAUAGUGAGCAAGGGACGGGUGCUCAGCUACAACAAAGACACCAAGAAAGUGGGAUCCCUUAUCUGCACCAAAGCUGUUGGCUUCCCCAGACACCAGAACAUCACCAGAGAAUACAAAGACAUCAAAAGCCCGACUUCAUCACUUAAUUCAAGAAGUUCCACAAUGUCAGGAAACUCGACAUUACGGAGAGCAGGUUCAUCAAAGGGGGUGUCAGUCUUCCUUACCCUGGAUAAAGCUCCUGUUGCUGGGGAGCCUGUCUGCUUCACGGUGAAAGUCAUCAACAAGCAGAGCAUUGCCAAGAUGAUGAAGGUGCAUCUCAACGCCCAGGCUAAAGAAUACAACAACAGCCCCUCAGACACCUUCUGGGAAACCCAAGGUGUCAUAAAAAUGGCCCCCAUGGAAGCCAAGGUUAUUCACCAGCAGAUCCUCCCAGCCCAGUAUGAGGAUGUGGUGGGAGACAACCUGAUCAACCUCGCAGUAGUCCUGGAGAACAUGUCCAGUCAAGAGCGGGUCCUGGCCUCUGACGAGUUCAAUAUCGCCAGCCCACAGCUCACAGUACAGAUUGCAGAUGGAGACUCCAUCGUGCCUAACAAAGAACAGACUGCUACGGUGACCUUCACUAACCCAUUUUCUCUCCCGGUGAGUGGAGUACUGACUGUAUCUGGGCCCGGGCUGAUCCAGGGCAAAGUUCAAUUCAGGAUGCUUCCACUGCGUCCAGGAGGAAGAGUGGAGCAGCACAUCGCCUUCACCCCCAACAUAGUGGGAACAAAGAUGCUGCAGGCCAGCCUGUCACUCACAAACAAUUCCAUAAUCAGAGGCUUCAAGAUGGUCUCUGUCCGCAGUGCUUAGGUCCUGUUUUUUGCCUUUAAUUUGGCUCAGGUACAACAUUUGGGCACAAUAGUUACAUUUCUGAUGUCAGCAUUGUCUUGCCUCAGAAACACUUCUCAUUUAUGUUGUAAAAACGUCUCCCAACUGAAGCCGGAACAUGGCAACCAGGUAGCAGCAUUAGUCACAGAGGAAACAUUACUCCCAUCCAACCCUCAUGUUUUUCUAUUGCUGUGUAUGAUAUAAAUGUGAAUGUAAAUGAUAUUUAUUUGUUUUGCUAUUUAUUUAGCGAUUUAUGUGUUCGAGCCAUGAAAAUCAACAUUGCUACCUGAAAAUGUUUAUUUUAAAUUGCAAAGCUGGAACAAAUGAUUUGAAUGGAAUAUGAAUGAAUAUUGCGUGUGCUUUUUGCUUUGUUUGAAAAAUGAAUCAAAGAAUGUGCUGUAUGUAACAUUUCUUCUGACUUUCAAAUAUAUGUAUGUGGAUUUUU
Molecule: messenger RNA, 2658 nt
Organism: Siniperca chuatsi (mandarin fish)
Lineage: Eukaryota; Metazoa; Chordata; Actinopteri; Centrarchiformes; Sinipercidae
Gene: tgm5l
Product: transglutaminase 5, like
Exons: 14
Coding region: 144-2195 (683 amino acids)
Biological process (GO): peptide cross-linking
Molecular function (GO): protein-glutamine gamma-glutamyltransferase activity
Source: RefSeq, a predicted model, not a curated record